Rhinichthys klamathensis goyatoka is the source of this 1336-nucleotide messenger RNA. RefSeq names its product Fc receptor-like protein 5. Gene Ontology annotation, biological process: cell surface receptor signaling pathway. The record is from RefSeq and is a predicted model, not a curated record. Lineage: Eukaryota; Metazoa; Chordata; Actinopteri; Cypriniformes; Leuciscidae. Gene Ontology annotation, molecular function: transmembrane signaling receptor activity. Bases 17 to 1321 code for a protein of 434 amino acids. The transcript has 8 exons.
UCAUUAGUCAGUCAGUAUGAAGCUCUGUCAACUUCCUCUUCUGCUCUUGCUGAUUUCAAACAUCCACUCUGGACACACUGAAGAAAUACCAAAACCCAAAGUGACCAUUAAACCUGAUCAUCCUGUAUUCAGAGGAGAGACAGUCACUCUCAGAUGUGACAUUUAUGAUGGAGUCCCUAGCUGGCGGUACAACUGGUAUAAAGGACAUUCAUCCAUGGUUUUCAGUGAACUACAGGAACACACGUUCAGGUCUGUUAAUGAGUCUGACGCAGGAAAAUACUCCUGUAAUGGGACAGAGACUGAAGGAUCACGCAGAUCACAACGCAGCGAUGAAGUUACACUGACAGUAUCAGUUCCCAGAGCAGUUUUAAGUGUUUCUCCUCAGAAGUGGUUGACUGAAGGAGAUCCAGUGACUCUGAUCUGUGAGGUUAACGGCUCCGCUACAGGCUGGACAUUCAGCUGGUUCACUAAAACUGUCUCAGGGAGCAGGAAUGAUUAUGAGCUCCUCUCAGACAGCAGCAGAGGAGCUGGAGGAAAAUACACGGUCAGUUCUGCUGCUCUAAAACACACUGGAGUUUAUGUGUGCAGAGCAGAGAGAGAUAAACCACCCACAUACACAACCUACAGCAACACACAACCACUGUGGGUCACUGGUGUUUCUCCUCCAGUGUCUCUGAUCAUCAGUCCCAGCAGAACUCAACACUUCAGUUCUGUCUCUCUUUCUCUGAGCUGUGAGGACCAGAGUAACUCUGAUGGAUGGACAGUGAGAAGAUACACAGACAGCGGGCGGCUGGAAGAUUGCUCAUCAUCAGUGUGGGGAUCACAAACGGGAUCUAAAUGUACAAUCAGAACCACUGACCCACUAGACACUGGAGUUUACUGGUGUCAGUCUGAAUCUGGAGAGAACUAUCACCAUGUUAAUAUCACUAUACACAUUGGUGUGAUUCUGGAGAGUCCGGUUCAUCCUGUGACUGAAGGAGAUAAUCUGACUCUACACUGUGUUUAUCCAUAUGCAAGCCCACCAAAACUCAGAGCUGAUUUCUAUAAAGAUGGAUCACUCAUCCAGAAACAAACUACAGAGAUGAUCAUCCCUACUGUCUCAAAGUCUCAUGAGGGUUUCUACUACUGCAAACACCCAGAGAGUGGAGAGUCUCCCAAGAGCUGGAUCUCAGUCAGAGUGUGUGUGUGUGUCUCUUUUUCAGGGUCUAAGAUCUCUGUCCUCCACAUACUCAGUUCUGUACUGGCAGCUUGUCCAUAUCUGCUAGUGACAGUCGUGCUGAUUUACAAAUGCUGCAGAAUGAGAGGUAAAACAUAUGACUGAUUUAUUAGAAAUCAU